This is a messenger RNA of Pelobates fuscus (common spadefoot toad), 1832 nucleotides long. RefSeq names its product epithelial membrane protein 1 (gene EMP1). Bases 141 to 611 code for a protein of 156 amino acids. NCBI's taxonomy places the organism in Eukaryota, Metazoa, Chordata, Amphibia, Anura, Pelobatidae. The transcript is spliced from 5 exons. Gene Ontology annotation, cellular component: plasma membrane. The record is from RefSeq and is a predicted model, not a curated record.
CACCUCCCUAAUUGCAUCAGAGACAACUAUAACUGCUUGAAAAAUAUCACUAUGUCAGUACUGGCAUUCAAACUCAGACGGUGAGGGAACUGCUAGAAUUUUAUAAGGUUCUCCUUCGCACCAAUUGAGUAAUCGCCAACAUGUUGGUCCUUCUAGCGGGAAUCUUCAUUGUGCACAUUGCCACAGUCGUAAUGCUGUUUGUUUCCACCAUCUCCAAUGUGUGGCUACAAAAUUCAAAUGUCUCUAGUGGUAUCUGGCUGGCCUGUAACAGUGGGAGUUGCUCAAGUAUAUUCCCUACUCUUGCACAAGGAGAUGAACCGGCAAUGAAAGCAGUGGAAGCAUUCAUGGUUCUAGCCAUCAUCUUUUCCUGCUUUGCCCUCUGUGCUUUCAUUGCUCAACUAUUCACGUUGGAUAAAGGACAAAGAUUCUACAUCAGUGGAGGUUUGAUGCUUGUUUGCUGGCUGUGUGUGCUGAUUGGAGUUUCCAUUUACACUGCCAGAUUUUCCAGAGUUCCUUCUUUCUAUCACGGAUACUGUUUUAUCUUGGCGUGGAUCUGCUUUUGUCUCAGCCUCCUUGUUGGAAUACUGUAUCUUGUAUUGCGGAAGAAAUAAUUAGUAUACCAUCCUUUACCCACAACCUGAGAGCAUUGCAUUCUUAAUAAACACCCACAACUCAUAAAUACUCACAUGCUUAAAGAGACUGAAUCAUAAUGUCAUCAAGGCUGCAUGUGAUGUCAAAAUAUGAGGGGGGGAUUCUUAUUAAUGUUCUCCAGAAUACAAAGUCCAACAAAACAAAAGCCAUCCAUAUAGCAUUGAGAGAAAUAAUUCCUCUACACCCUCCCGUAAAAAUCAAAUAAUUUUAGUAUAAAGGGGGCUUUCAUUUGCUCUAACCAUUAACUUUAAAGUGUGUAGUAUUAAUGUGAUAUUCCAAGCAUCAAAUACUGUAAUAUUCCAUUUUACAAUGGUUUUGUAGGAAUAGAUGGCAGACUGCGGCUGAUUUCAUAGUUAUGAAGCGGGGUAGGUUAUUGUCAUCAGACGUUACUGGCAUAAUUAAUAUGUUGGGGGUGGGGGUCACAAUUAAAGACUACUUGUCUUCCAUAGAGGCCAGUAAAGUCAUAGAUCUGCUGCAGAAGCUCUUUACGAGGUGAUGUUGUCAAUCGCUGUUGUACACUGUGAAGACUUGCUUUUAAAGAUUUCUGCAGCAGAGGCGGCUUUAGGGUUCCACAAAUCAACCUUAUGAAGUUUAGCGUUUAAAAAAUCAGCGCACCCAACUAAGAGAUUUAUCAGUACUUUUAGGGGGGAUCUUCCUUCAGUUUAGAACGUUUAAAAUUCACCUGGAUUUACUUGUUCUUUGUUAUAGAUUAAAAGUCUUAUAUUUGUUAUUUAUUUAAAUUGUAGUUCAACAGGUAUUGUAAAUGCAGUAUCUUUUUUUUCCCCCACAGUGUUACAGGAGCACCAUGUGGAUUUCUUUCAGUACUGCAUGUGAUAAUAACAUUUUAAUAGGCAUAUUGAUCAUUUGUUCUGGCCACUUCUGCUGCCAGAUGGAUCUGCAGUCUGUGGGUUCUGCUGCCAAAAGGAUCUGCAGCCUGCAGAUUAUUUGGCCAAUAAUUCUAUUUCAAUCCUUUUACAGAAAAUUCCAUUGUACCAUCUCCUUAAAGCUUAAAAAAGUAUUUAGAUAUUAUUGGUAAAAUAUUAAAGAUAUAUAUAUAUAUAUAUAUUAAAUUCUGGUGUGCUAUGCAUCUAUACUUCUUCUCACCCAGUACAAAUCUUGAAAGUUUAGCACUGCACCUUUGUUUCACGCAACACUGAAAAAAAUAAAUGUCAUUAUAUGCA